ACGAUCUGGCAAGACUACCCGAUGUCCGUUAUGCGCAGGCGCUGCUCGUUAUAUUUUAUAUACCACCCCAUACCAGAAUAAAAUAUUCAUUUAAGCUAGCUCCUGCUGCGUUUUCUGCUCAAUUAAUAGUUUAUCAAACAACAAACAAUGUCUGCCUACUCAAGUGCUUCCACUACCCAGGCCACUGGAACAGGAGCAUCGGACUUGGACACAGAAUCGGUGGAGGUGCUGCGGGAGCGCCUGAGCACCAUGAAGCGUCUGAUGGCAGAACGCACGGCCCAGCAGCAGAACAAUCCUGCAUCCACAGAGGAAAUUUUUUCCACCAAGCGUCACCGGUCCGCGGGCAUUAUUGACGGAAACUUCCUCAGCAUCGCCUUUGGCGGUGCUCUGCUGGUGAUUAUCACGGUUUCGGUUUACGCCUUCUACAAUCUGUACCAUGCCAUACUCAAGAAGUUCCCCUCCCACCACGAGGAGCUGUAAGCUGCAAGGCUUUCCAUGUAUUACCAUUAUGCAUUUAAUAAUAAAAAUACGUAGUUUGAAUUGAAGUGAAACCGACGAGCAGAAGAAACCACUUGGUGGGGGAUGAUUAUUUGCUGUUUAGCAUUCGGGUUAAUCAACGCCAUUUAUUGGAGUUCAACUCAGUACAAAAAAUCAAUGUUCUUUAGUUUUUACACGUUCGUUAGGCUCGAAUUAAACUACAACUAAAUAGGGAAAUAGGGAAGGGGCUGGGCCGAAUGCAUCGACAGCAAAAACAAAAGGGGCGUUGGUAAAAUAUGAUAUAUAUAGCUAUGAAGACCAUCAAAAA
Drosophila miranda is the source of this 805-nucleotide messenger RNA. RefSeq lists its product as uncharacterized. The transcript is spliced from 2 exons. The record is from RefSeq and is a predicted model, not a curated record. The coding region runs from base 148 to 480 and encodes 110 amino acids. NCBI's taxonomy places the organism in Eukaryota, Metazoa, Arthropoda, Insecta, Diptera, Drosophilidae.